Molecule: messenger RNA, 426 nt
Organism: Klebsormidium nitens
Lineage: Eukaryota; Viridiplantae; Streptophyta; Klebsormidiophyceae; Klebsormidiales; Klebsormidiaceae
Source: the annotation of a GenBank genome assembly
AUGUGCAUCUCCGGUACUUGUGGGAAGAGGCGCGUUCUUCUAUCUCUCGUCUACCACACAGAGUUCUCUGAUCGGAAGCAACCUGCUAAAGGUGGCCCUGUCAUGAUGCACCCGUACUGGCAGCUGCUGCGGAGCCUGCUCCUCACCAUGGCCAUGGUCACGUGCCUGUCCUACCACCUCCUCAUCUCCUACGUCACAAAGCUGCAGGCAGCCAACGAGGGCGUGCUUGCGGGCGCGGGCGCGCUGCGGUGCGCGUGCGGAGAGGGGUGCGUGAGCCUUCUGAUGGGGCCACGGGAGGGCGUUGUGUACGUGCCCCUAGAAAAGUACCGCUGGCAAGGGGGCGUCUGCAAAGAGAUCGCGGUCAACUUUGUGGUGAACUUGCUGGUCGGGGCGUUUGUGUCGGUCAUAGCGGACCUUCUGUAUUGA